AUGAUUGGAAAUUUUGCAUCAUUCGUGUUCAUUAUGCUAUUUGCGAGCGAUAUAUGGGCAGUGUAUGGUCUUGGGCUUCCUCAGCCAAAUUCCAUAGUGUGCGAGGACUGUCAAGUCACUUCCGCCUCUGGCCAUUUCGUGGUUACGAAGGUGUUUGAGACACCCGUACCUGCACUAUCGACAGCUGCAAUCACUCCAACAAAUGCGUUACCACUUGCCACUCCACCACCAAUCGCACCACCUGCGAAUCUCCAAGGCCCUACUGCCUCUGACACCCAUGACCUCAGCGAUGGCGUGAAAGCCGCCAUAGGCAUCAGUGUCGUGGUGAUCAUCGUCCUUCUUCUCGCCUUCCUCGUCUUAGGCAUACCUCAGAUCCGGAGCAGGCGCCGGACACAGGCGCUGCAGCGUGCUGUAGAAGAAGUCGAACGCGGCGUCGAGAUGCAGAAACCCGCGGACCAUGUUAGUGAAGCCAUGAGCGACGGGAAAGACAACAUGGUGCUUGAGAGUCGGGUAGAGAUCGUCGUGGAGGAUGGCGCAAGCGAACGAAACGUGGUGGACACCUGGGACGGGUGGAACGCGACUUACGAAGGUGAUGAUGCCGAGCGAGGAAGGCAAGGCAUGAGUCUGCCCAGGAGAGAGUAUUGA
Molecule: messenger RNA, 645 nt
Organism: Parastagonospora nodorum SN15
Lineage: Eukaryota; Fungi; Ascomycota; Dothideomycetes; Pleosporales; Phaeosphaeriaceae
Exons: 2
Coding region: 1-645 (214 amino acids)
Source: RefSeq, a predicted model, not a curated record